GCCUGUCGGAAAUGGCUGCCGGCCGGCAGGGGGAGCGAGGGAUCCGGCGCGGCCUGGAAGGCGCGCGGCCAGCGGCCGGAGCAGCUUCUGGGAAGCCUAGUUUCGCUCCGGCGGCGGCGGUGGUGGCUGCGGCAGGUCGUUCCUGAACUGCAAGCCGGAAAGCAAACCCUGAUGUUCACUAUUUGAAGAAAUUACAGACUGAAGUAAGGUGCCUCUUGAGUUGGAAAAAGGAAGGACCCCACAAUUUAUGGGGAAGGGAAGACUGAAACCUUUGAUAAUUGUACAUCUUCCGUAAAGGUGGAAACUGGUGAUUUGAGUGGUGACAUCUCUGUGUGUGACAUGCACUUAUCUCCAUUUUAGAAGAUUAAGAAACUGAAGGAUGAUGUCUUAGAGCAUUUCUGCCCCGAAGGGCAAGAAAUAAUGCCUCUUGUUGGCCUGAGAGUUGGCAAUGUCAUGGAUGGAGAGCCAGCAUUUAUUUCAGCCCUAAUCAGCUGCUUCCUAACUGCAAGCAGAAGCUAUGUGUGUUUGUUGCUCAGCAAAACCAAGGAGGAAGGGCUAUGGCAGCUGACAAAGUCCAUCUGAGUUCAGGGUAUCUUCAGAUUUCUUCGUCAUGGACUUUCUUCCUUCCAUCUCAACCACAAUGUGGUUUGUUUCGCUAUUUGAUAAAGACUAAGGCCAUGUCCCUUGGCCAACAGCCAGAACUUAAAAUCUGCUGGAAAGGGUCAGAAACCAUUUCAGUUGCAGCUGAGGAAAAUGAAAUUUCCAUUUUACUUGAUGCCUGGCACAGGGGAGGGCACCAAUUAUUGUAACAACGCGUGAGUGCAUGCAGAUUGAGUCUUGUGAAAUAGAAGCUCGUGGUUAUGGCGAGUGACCCAACGUGACCAGAGGUGGCAGGAGCCACAGAGGGACUCAUGACGGGCUAUACCAUGUUGCGGAAUGGGGGCGUGGGCAAUGGAGGUCAGACGUGGAUGCUGCGCUGGUCCAACCGUAUCCGCCUCACGUGGCUCAGUUUCACACUGGUCAUCAUCUUGGUUUUCUUCCCCCUUAUCGCUCACUAUUAUCUUAACACGCUGGAUGAGGCCGAUGAGGCUGGCAAGAGGAUUUUUGGGCCCCGGGCUGGCACUGAGCUCUGCGAGGUCAAGCAUGUGCUGGAUCUCUGUCGCAUCCGCGAAUCUGUAAGCGAAGAGCUCCUCCAGCUGGAAGCCAAGAGGCAAGAGCUCAACAGUGAGAUUGCCAAGCUGAACCUGAAGAUUGAAGCCUGUAAGAAAAGUAUUGAGAAUGCCAAACAGGACCUGCUGCAGCUCAAGAAUGUCAUCAGCCAGACGGAACAUUCCUAUAAGGAGCUUAUGGCUCAAAAUCAACCCAAACUUUCUCUGCCCAUCCGACUGCUCCCAGAGAAGGACGAUGCUGGCCUCCCGCCCCCAAAGGUCACACGGGGGUGUCGGCUGCACAACUGUUUUGAUUACUCCCGCUGCCCUCUUACAUCUGGCUUCCCAGUGUAUGUUUAUGACAGUGACCAGUUUGCCUUUGGCAGCUACCUGGAUCCCCUGGUCAAGCAGGCUUUCCAGGCCGCCGCACGAACCAACGUCUAUGUUACAGACAAUGCCGACAUCGCCUGCCUUUAUGUGAUGCUGGCUGGAGAGAUGCAGGAGCCUGUUGUACUGCGGCCCGCUGACCUUGAGAAACAAUUGUAUUCUCUACCAUACUGGCGGACAGAUGGGCACAAUCACCUCAUUAUCAAUCUGUCACGGAAGUCAGACACACAGAAUCUGCUGUACAACGUCAGCACAGGCCGUGCCAUGGUGGCCCAGUCCACCUUUUACGCUGCCCAGUACAGACCUGGCUUUGACCUGGUAGUAUCACCACUAGUCCAUGCCAUGUCGGAACCCAACUUCAUGGAAAUUCCACCCCAGGUGCCCGUGAAACGGAAAUAUCUCUUCACUUUUCAGGGUGAAAAGAUCGAGUCCCUGAGAUCCAGCCUUCAGGAGGCUCGCUCGUUUGAAGAAGAAAUGGAGGGCGACCCUCCAGCCGACUAUGACGAUCGGAUCAUUGCCACACUCAAGGCAGUCCAGGACAGUAAGCUAGAUCAGGUCCUCGUAGAAUUUACCUGCAAAAACCAGCCGAAGCCCAGCUUGCCUACUGAGUGGGCACUGUGCGGGGAACGAGAGGACCGCUUGGAAUUACUGAAGCUCUCCACCUUUGCCCUCAUCAUCACGCCUGGGGACCCGCACUUGGUUAUUUCAUCUGGGUGUGCAGUACGGCUCUUCGAAGCCUUGGAGGUCGGUGCUGUCCCCGUUGUGCUGGGGGAACAAGUACAGCUUCCUUACCAUGACAUGCUGCAGUGGAAUGAGGCGGCCCUGGUGGUACCCAAGCCGCGGGUCACCGAGGUCCACUUCCUGUUACGGAGUCUCUCUGACAGUGAUUUACUGGCCAUGAGGCGCCAGGGCCGGUUUCUCUGGGAGACCUACUUUUCCACUGCCGACAGUAUUUUCAACACUGUGCUGGCUAUGAUCAGGACUCGGAUACAGAUCCCGGCCGCUCCCAUCCGGGAAGAGGUGGCAGCUGAGAUCCCCCAUCGUUCAGGCAAAGCUGCUGGAACUGACCCCAACAUGGCCGACAAUGGGGACCUGGACCUGGGGCCGGUGGAAACAGAGCCACCUUAUGCUUCGCCCAAAUACCUCCGCAACUUUACUCUGACUGUCACUGACUUUUACCGCAGCUGGAAUUCGGCUCCGGGGCCUUUCCAUCUUUUCCCCCACACUCCCUUUGACCCUGUGUUGCCCUCGGAGGCGAAGUUCUUGGGCUCAGGGACUGGAUUUCGGCCUAUAGGUGGCGGAGCUGGGGGCUCCGGCAAGGAGUUUCAGGCUGCUCUUGGGGGCAAUGUACCACGAGAGCAGUUCACAGUAGUGAUGCUGACUUACGAGCGAGAGGAAGUGCUUAUGAACUCCUUAGAGAGACUGAAUGGUCUUCCUUACCUGAACAAGGUUGUGGUGGUGUGGAACUCUCCCAAGCUACCAUCAGAGGACCUUCUGUGGCCGGACAUUGGCGUUCCCAUCAUGGUGGUCCGGACUGAGAAGAAUAGUUUGAACAACCGAUUCUUGCCCUGGAAUGAAAUUGAGACAGAGGCGAUCCUGUCAAUUGAUGAUGAUGCUCACCUUCGCCAUGAUGAAAUCAUGUUUGGGUUUCGGGUUUGGAGGGAAGCUCGGGACCGCAUUGUGGGCUUUCCUGGCCGAUACCACGCUUGGGACAUCCCUCACCAGUCCUGGCUGUACAACUCCAACUACUCCUGUGAGCUGUCCAUGGUGCUGACAGGUGCUGCCUUCUUUCACAAGUAUUAUGCCUACUUGUAUUCGUAUGUGAUGCCCCAGGCCAUCCGAGAUAUGGUGGAUGAGUACAUCAACUGUGAGGACAUUGCCAUGAACUUCCUGGUCUCCCACAUCACUCGGAAGCCCCCAAUCAAGGUGACCUCACGGUGGACUUUCCGAUGCCCGGGAUGCCCGCAGGCCCUGUCGCACGACGACUCCCACUUCCACGAGCGGCACAAGUGUAUCAACUUCUUUGUCAAGGUGUACGGCUACAUGCCCCUCCUGUACACCCAGUUCAGAGUGGACUCUGUGCUCUUCAAGACCCGCCUGCCCCACGACAAGACCAAGUGCUUCAAGUUCAUCUAGGGCCAUCCCACAUUUUGGUGAGAAGGUGGGCAGAGUGAAGAGAUGGUUCCUAAGGUCCCCAGGUAUGGAAGGACCUCGGCUCCAUCUGCCGGGCAGGUGGCCCAGUCGUCCGCUGGGAGAGGCAGCAGGCAGAAUGCAGAGGAAGAAGCUGCCAUUAGGUCAAAGUCAGCCACACUGGGCCUGGAACCCUGGUCAGGAGACCUGGAGUCCCACACAGGGCACUGACUGAUAGCUUACACUGAGGACUGUAGGGACCCUGCAGUCACUCGCAUGGUUCAUAAACCUGGGACAGCUGGCGUGUGGGUGUAGAUUCAGUAACAACUAUUAUUAUU
Ochotona princeps (American pika) is the source of this 4003-nucleotide messenger RNA. RefSeq names its product exostosin like glycosyltransferase 3 (gene EXTL3). Bases 912 to 3671 code for a protein of 919 amino acids. The transcript is spliced from 9 exons. Gene Ontology annotation, molecular function: glycosyltransferase activity. The record is from RefSeq and is a predicted model, not a curated record. Gene Ontology annotation, cellular component: membrane. NCBI's taxonomy places the organism in Eukaryota, Metazoa, Chordata, Mammalia, Lagomorpha, Ochotonidae.